This is a messenger RNA of Solanum dulcamara, 2032 nucleotides long. RefSeq names its product protein DETOXIFICATION 27-like. Gene Ontology annotation, biological process: xenobiotic detoxification by transmembrane export across the plasma membrane. The record is from RefSeq and is a predicted model, not a curated record. Lineage: Eukaryota; Viridiplantae; Streptophyta; Magnoliopsida; Solanales; Solanaceae. Gene Ontology annotation, molecular function: antiporter activity; xenobiotic transmembrane transporter activity. The transcript has 8 exons. Bases 129 to 1553 code for a protein of 474 amino acids. Gene Ontology annotation, cellular component: membrane.
AGUUGGAUCAGCAUUUUAAAUUCCUCCUUACUUCCCAAUCCAGCUAGUAAUCAAUAUUUUUCCGAUCAAUUUUUUAGUCUUUCCCGGCCGGCCGGCCGGCCGAUGUACAGUAUUUUCAGUCCGCAGUGAUGCUGUCACUCAAUAGAAGAAUGAAUUCAACCGCACCAAAUGAGCCCCUUUUACCCACAGAAGACACAGUCUUGGAGGAAAAGGAAGAAUCAAAAUCAGAAAAUUUGGUGAAACGAACAUGCCAAGAAUCAAAAAAUAUAUGGGAAAUAGCUGGACCCUCCAUUUUCAACCGAUUGGCCAUGUUUUCUCUUACUGUCAUCACUCAAUCCUUCGCCGGACACUUGGGUAACCGUGACCUCGCCGCCAUUUCCAUUGCCACCACCCUCUUUAUCUCCAUUACCUUCGGAUUCUUGUUGGGAAUGGCAAGUGCACUGGAGACACUGUGUGGACAGGCUUAUGGCGCAAAGCAAUACCCCUUGUUGGGUGUAUACUUGCAACGUUCUUUGGUCGUAUUGUUCCUCAGCUCUCUAGUUCUAUUUCCUCUUUUUGUGUUUGCUGAGCCUAUACUGGAGCUUCUGGGGCAGCCAGAAGCAGUGGCUAAAUUGACUGGAAAGGUUGCAAUUUGGCUUAUCCCUAUGCACUUGAGCUUUCCUUUUCAAUUUACAUUGUUAAGGUUCCUGCAGUGCCAGCUAAAAACAGUGGUAAUCGCUUGGGUUUCUGGUGGGACACUUGCUCUUCAUGUGGUUUUGUGUUGGAUUUUUCUUUAUAAAUUGGGAUUUGGUAUUGUUGGGACUGCCCUUAUUCUUGAUUUCUCUUGGUGGAUUUCUGUGUUGGGGCUUCUUGCUUAUAUUGUUUUUGGUGGGUGCCCUCAUUCUUGGACUGGUUUCUCUAUGCAAGCGUUUGUUGGCCUUUGGGAUUUUUUCAAGCUCGCUGUGGCUUCUGGGGUGAUGCUAUUGUUGGAGAAUAUUUAUUUUAGAGUGCUAGUUAUAGUGUCUGGGCACAUGAACAAUACGGAAGUUGCAGUCGAUGCGCUCUCUAUCUGUAUUACUAUCAUCGGAUGGGAAUCCAUGAUUCCACUAGGAUUUUUGGCAGCAACAGGGGUACGCGUUGCAAAUGAGCUCGGAGCUGGAAAUGGAAACCGUGCAAAGUUUGCCACAAAAGUUGCAUUGUUAAACACUUUAGCAUUGGGAAUUUUGUUUUGGUCAAUUGUUAUGGCCUUUCCUGAUAAGCUUUCUAUGAUCUUCACCUCAAACACUCCUGUCAUUAAAAUGGUGGGUGAAUUUGCAUUCUUGUUGGCAACCACAAUUCUCUGUAAUUGUGUUCAACCAGUUCUUUCAGGCGUAGCAGUUGGAUCCGGUUGGCAGGCACACGUGGCAUAUGUUAACUUAGGCAGUUACUAUUUAGUAGGAGUGCCCCUUGGUAUCUUUAUUGGAUGGUCACUAAACUAUGGAUUAACGGGCUUAUGGUACGGUAUGAUCACGGGGACAGUAGUUCAAACCUUGAUAUUAGCGAUUAUGACCAUCAGAUGUCAAUGGACCAUAUAAAGAGGUAUUCGAAACUCACUUGAGCAGUCCCUCCAAUUGCUCAUGUGCUCGACGAUGGGAUCUGUCACAUGGAACUAGAUGCUUAUUGUCAUGUGGACUCUGCAGCAGUCUGACCAUGCUCAUACUGUUUUUUUUUCUUUAUUCUUUUUGGGACGGAGGAAUAUGGUAUAGAAAUGAAUCAAAAGAACAGAGAAUUAGCAACAGUUUUUCAUAAAUGUAUUCAAUUUUUUGUACAACUUCUGGUAUAAUUAUGAUGUCUAUCUCUGAAAGAGAAUGUGAUCUUUUCUUAGAGAAUCAGAACUAGAUGAACGAGACAAAUGAUUAGUAGUUAGUUCUUUAGUUUUGAUUAUUCAUUUGGUAAUGGAAAGUGGUUAUCUUAUACCUGUCAAAGACAUAGUUAUCUCUUUGGGGUUAUACAUAUGUUCUAUUUUCCAUAUAAAAUUUCUGAUAGAGCGUUGCUGCUUCUUUUUACCCCUUUA